Molecule: messenger RNA, 2165 nt
Organism: Rhodamnia argentea
Lineage: Eukaryota; Viridiplantae; Streptophyta; Magnoliopsida; Myrtales; Myrtaceae
Product: receptor-like protein kinase At3g21340
Exons: 12
Coding region: 83-2065 (660 amino acids)
Biological process (GO): protein phosphorylation
Molecular function (GO): ATP binding; protein binding; protein kinase activity
Source: RefSeq, a predicted model, not a curated record
ACAUUAUAGGCAUCCAGAAGAUGUAUAUGAUCGCAUCUGGGCCAGUUAGACUUAUAGUGGAAGUUGGUCGUCAGUCAGCAACAUGACAAACAUCGUGACAAGUACAAGGAAUGAUGCUUACAAAGUUCCCCCUAAAGUUCUGAUGACCGCCACGCUGGUACAAAAUGUCACUGAUCCUUUGAUUCUGUCCUGGAACUCAGCCAACUCCACCACUGUCUGGUAUAUAUACUUUCACUUUGUGGAGUUGCAACUGCAAAAGGGCCUAUUGGGCCUAUUCAGAGAACUUGCAGUAUAUGUACAAGAUAUAUACGUGGACACCAUCAUGCUCGAGAACCUAAAGCCAGUGACCGUAGCCUCAUUGCCCAUAAGAGGACAUGUUUUGAACUUGACUGUUAGUACGACGGCCCGCUCUAGUCUGCCACCUCUCCUCAAUGCUGUCGAGAUUUUUACAGUGGCGCUGCUUCCAAAUACACCAACUUUUCUGGAUGACUUCAAUUCCAUGUAUGACGUCAAGAAAAUAUAUAGGGUGAUCAGAGCUAGCUGGCAGGGUGAUCCUUGCGUUCCUCCACAGUACUCUUGGAGCGGACUGAAUUGUAGCUAUGAUGGUUCUCCAAGAAUCGUCUCAUUGAACCUGAGCUCUAGUGGACUGAAAGGACUGAUAGCUACAUCGAUCUCCAAUUUGACAGCAGUUGUAUCCUUGGAUUUAUCCGACAAUUCGUUAAUAGGGUCCGUUCCCGAAUUUUUAGCACAAAUGCCGAGCUUGAAAGUUCUGAAUUUAAGUGGAAACAACUUGAAUGGCUCUGUUCCUCGAACACUCUUGAAGAAGAAGGCAGAUGGAUCGUUGCUACUAAGCUUAGAUGGAAAUCCAAAUCUUUGCCAAUCAGACAAUUGUCAGUCCAGCAAUGAUCAGCCAAAGAAAAAGGGCAUCUCUACUGCUCCAAUCAUUGCGUCAGUUGCAGCUGUUCUGGUCUUGGUUUUCUUAGGAGCUCUUGCAGUAUUGUGGAUAAUCAGAAGAAGACAAAUCCAAAAUGUUGCUACUAUUACUACUACCAACACUUCUGAAGGAUCUACUGGGACAUUAAAGUUGUCAAAAAAUCGACCUUUUACGUCCACUGAGGUUACAAGACUUACUGAUAACUAUAGUACAGUAAUUGGAGAGGGAGCAUUUGGGAAAGUUUACUUCGGUAGACUUGACAAUGGCACUCAAGUCGCAGUAAAAAUGUUAUCUCGAUCAUCAAAGCAAGGCUACAAGGAGUUUCACGCAGAGGCCCAACUCCUGAUGGUCGUUCACCACAGAAAUCUGGUUUCACUUAUCGGAUAUUGUGAAGAAUUUGAAAAUAUGGCGCUGAUUUACGAAUUCAUGUCCAAUGGAAAUGUACGGCAACAUUUGUCAGCACACAACCCACAUGUUUUGAGUUGGAGCCAGAGACUAGAAAUCGCAAUCCAUGCAGCUCAAGGGUUGGAGUACCUGCAUAAUGGCUGCAAACCUUCCAUUGUCCAUAGAGAUUUAAAGACGCCCAACAUUUUACUAAAUGAAAACAUGCAAGCGAAGAUUGCUGAUUUUGGAUUAUCGAAGGCAUUUGCAACAGAGCAUGAUUCUCAUAUUUCGACUUGCCCAGCUGGAACCCCUGGUUAUCUCGAUCCGGAGUUUCAUACAUCUGGAAACUUGAGCAAGAAGAGCGAUGUGUACAGCUUCGGCGUAGUUUUAUUCGAGUUAAUCACGGGCCAUCCUGCCAUUAUAAGAAGUCCACAGGGCAGCAUGCACAUACUUCACUGGGUGACUCCACUCAUAGAAAGAGGGGACAUCCAAAGCAUUGUCGAUCCGAGGUUAAACAGCCAAUUCAGCAUAGGUUCUGCAUGGAAAGCAGUGGAAAUAGCCAUGUCGUGUGUGCCGAUGAUGGCUGUCCAAAGGCCGGACAUAAAUCGUGUUCUGUCGGACCUAAAAGAAUGCUCGGCGGCAGAGAUUGGUUCCGGACCAAGCCAAAGAAUAGGAGAUAGUAGGAGAAGAAGUGAGUCUUUUGAGAUGACCUCAAUGGACCAUGAUAUUGCUCCGGAUGCGCGUUAACUAAGUUGUUGAUUAUUGGAUUGGAACAGAUUUGAAAACUUUUGUACAGAGUCUGAGCUUGUGACUUUAAACUAUGAGUGCCGCAUAUUGAGGUUGUUUG